AUUAUUAAAGUACACAAUUAAUAGGAAUAACGGACAAUUUACUUUGUUAAAAAAACGGAUUUUUUUGUAUUCCUUCCUUUUGGGGAGUUGCAGAACCACCACACACGAAUAACAAGGAGGAGGAAGAAAAAGAGAGUCGAAUAAAGAAGAAGGAAGAAGAAGAAGAAGAAGACGCCUCUGUUCCGGAACCAAGCAGGCUUUAGAUUUAGCUGCUGGGGAGGUGGCGGAACAAAACCCUAAUCCCAAUCUGCCCUGAAUAUGCCAUUUUUGAGGAUAGUGAGACUUCUCCUACCUGGGAUCAGGGUCUUGAUUAGAAGAUCGCUAAUUUGGUUGCUGUAAAUGCAUAUCCGUGAAUAUAUUCCCUCUUGGAUCUACCAGUUAUUUGGUUGCAUGGGAGGUUGUUUUGGAUGCUGCAAUAAACCACCGCUUAUAGUUGCAGUGGAUGAGCCUUCUAAAGGGUUAAGGAUUCAAGGUCGUUUAGUGAAGAAACCAAGCGUAUCAGACGACUUCUGGAGCACAAGCACCUGCGAAAUGGAUAACAGCACAAUGCAGUCUCAGAGAAGCAUGUCUUCUAUCAGCUUCACCAACAAUACCGCUACUUCUGCAAGUACAAGCAACCCCACAGAAUUUGUAAACAACGGAUUGAACCUCUGGAACCAAACUAGACAACAGUGGCUUGCAAAUGGAACUUCACAAACAAAGGCCAAACUUCGAGAACCUACAAUAAGCUGGAAUGCAACGUAUGAGAGCUUGUUGGGUAUGAACAAGCGGUUCACUCGUCCAAUACCUCUCCCUGAAAUGGUGGAUUUUCUGGUGGAUGUGUGGGAGCAAGAGGGCUUGUAUGAUUGAUUUGCAACUCUUGUAACUUGAUUUCUCUUCUUUUUAUUUUAUUUUAUGUGUGUAAUCAAAAGAAGAAAAACAAAAUUCCAGAACUUGGAUUGUCUUUAGUCUUGGCUUCCUGAAAGUGAACGAACUCUCAAGGAACUCAAAUAUUUCCCGUUGAAAGGAAAUACCGAUUUUUUUUCUUUUUUUUUUGGGUUCAAUACUCGACUUCAGUUAUACUCAGAAUUGUAUUAUUGUGAAUUUAUGGCCCAAGUGGUUCUACUCUUUUCUGAGCAUUAUUACCUUUUUUUAUGAUA
Molecule: messenger RNA, 1139 nt
Organism: Eutrema salsugineum
Lineage: Eukaryota; Viridiplantae; Streptophyta; Magnoliopsida; Brassicales; Brassicaceae
Exons: 6
Coding region: 340-849 (169 amino acids)
Source: RefSeq, a predicted model, not a curated record